AUGGAUUUUACUUCAGACUCGGUAAGGCACAGCAGUGUGGCCAGCGAGGCAAGGAAUAGUCGUAGUAGUAGUAGAAGUAGUUCCAAUGACCUUAGUGAGCUGGAUCUCAGGACUUUGAAGCUGCAAGAGCAGAGGAACUCGCUGCUGUCUAGAAGGAAUGGUCUGUUGCAAGAGAUUCAAUCACUAAAGAGCAGAGCUCAUACCACCCAUGAAGAGACAGAUGCAAGGUUGCUUGAUCUUGUGUUGUUGACAAGCGGCAAAGAGAAGGCAAGCGCGAUUACUAUAGAUGGGUCCGAUCUGGAAAAAGAGUUGCAGGCGAAAUAUGAUACUUUGCCCCUCUUGAAUAUGCAAUUGAGGUUAGAGACCCUGAGAAAGUUAUAUCAGUACGUUGAUCUGAGUGUUUCUAGCUCUGAUGAUAUAGUCGAGGCUCAUGCUAGGUUUUAUCGGUCUACUGAACCCUUUGAUUUGGAUCUGCGUUUGAACUAUAAGGGCGAAACGUUAUACGAAUGCGGAGUGGAAGUCUCAAGAAAUGUACAAUGGCCACUUCGGUCGCUUUUAAAAUGUAAGAACCCAAGUAGAAUAUUACUGGGCUGUUUUGAGUACGAUAGGCUUCGAUGCGGGCGAGAUGAGUUGUUUAAUCAUAUACAAGGGGAGAUGGGCCGGUUCGCAAGUCUGGUUACUAUAACUCGUACAGAAAGCGCUUUGACUUUACAUAGGUUCGCGACACCGGAAGCGAAACUCACGAUACGAUACACGAUCGAGUUUGAAGAAUUCUUGCCCUCUUCGCGUAUACAAACUUCGCUCCAGGAUGGCCAAAUCGAUAUUAGUGCCGUAACAUCUGGCCUGCUCAAAGAGUACGGCUUACGCCUUGGAUUAUUACAACUAUGUAAGGCUUGUCUUUGUCUAUAG
Torulaspora delbrueckii is the source of this 909-nucleotide messenger RNA. It is a transcript of the gene CTF19, whose product is annotated as Ctf19p. NCBI's taxonomy places the organism in Eukaryota, Fungi, Ascomycota, Saccharomycetes, Saccharomycetales, Saccharomycetaceae. Bases 1 to 909 code for a protein of 302 amino acids. The transcript has a single exon. The record is from RefSeq and is a predicted model, not a curated record.